GAUGCACAUUGGACAGCGACCGGAAGAAAACAAUUAUAGUUUCUUAAGACCUUUAAUACAACAGUGACAACACAAAACUUCACACUCCAGAACUCACUUCCGGUUCAACAUGGCGGCAUCCAUGGCUUGUCAAGCGGUAGUGAGAGGACUCCGAGGAGCGAGUACUAAACAUCUUUUUGUGAACAGAAACAAGUUAUCACGGGUGAGUCCUAGAAGAUGGCUGAACCUGCAGGAGUACCAGAGCAAAAAGCUUAUGCAGGACAGUGGCGUGACCGUGCAGCGGUUCUUCGUGGCUGAUACUGCAUCUGAAGCUCUGGAGGCUGCUAAGAGACUCAAUGCAAGGGAGAUUGUCCUGAAAGCUCAGAUUUUAGCAGGAGGGAGAGGCAAAGGAGUGUUCGACAGCGGCCUGAAAGGAGGGGUGCAUUUAACAAGAGACCCUGCUGUUAUUGGAGAGCUGGCCGGUAAGAUGCUCGGCUUCAAUCUGACCACCAAACAGACCCCUAAGGAAGGAGUGAAAGUAAAUGCGGUGAUGGUUGCUGAGGCUCUGGAUAUCUCCAGGGAAACAUACUUUGCUAUCCUGAUGGACCGUUCCUGUAACGGACCCGUGAUGGUCGGCAGCCCUCAGGGUGGUGUGGACAUAGAGGAAGUGGCUGCCACUACACCAGAUCUCAUCUUCAAAGAAGUCAUAGAUAUAUUUGAGGGUGUUCGAGAUGACCAGGUGCUACGUAUGGCAGCUAAUUUGGGAUUCAAAGGACCUUUGGAGAGACAGGCUGCUGAUCAGAUUAAGCGACUCUAUGAUCUGUUUCUAAAAGUCGACGCCACUCAAGUCGAAGUCAAUCCACUUGGAGAAACACCUGAGGGACAAGUUGUUUGCUUUGAUGCUAAAAUCAACUUUGACGACAAUGCAGAGUUCAGACAGAAAGCUGUGUUCGCCAUGGACGACACUGCAGAGAGCGACCCCACGGAGACAGAGGCAGCCAAAUAUGACCUCAAGUACAUCGGACUGGAUGGAAACAUAGCUUGUUUUGUCAAUGGCGCUGGUCUUGCUAUGGCAACGUGUGACAUUAUCGACCUGCACGGCGGAAAGCCUGCCAACUUCCUGGAUCUGGGUGGAGGUGUAAAGGAGAACCAGGUGUAUGCGGCCUUCAAACUUCUCACUGCUGAUCCCAAGGUAGAGGCCAUCUUGGUAAAUAUAUUUGGAGGGAUUGUUAACUGUGCCAUCAUUGCCAACGGGAUCACCAAGGCCUGCAGAGAACUGGAGCUCAAGGUUCCACUGGUGGUCAGGCUCGAAGGGACUAAUGUUCAGGAGGCAAAGCGUAUCCUGUCCGAAAGUGGGUUGCCCAUUACUGCUGCCAGUGACCUGGAUGAUGCAGCCAAGAAGGCUGUUGCCGCCAUUGCCAAGAAAUAAGUGCAUUCACAUACAGUGUACACAUACAUACAAAAUAGGCAUAUACCGCUAUACAUGCAUAAAGAGAGGUGUGCCCAACUGCACUGUAUUGCCAUCAUCAACCACAAAGCCUCAUACUCCUCAUUAAUUCAAUCAUGCCUGGGAGAAAGCCACUUUUCUCACCUGUCUUCUGAACCAUACUAUACAUACCCAUCCCUAGUAGCACUAGUCUAUUUUCUCCUUGGAGGGUCUUGUAUUUGAGAUACAUUUCACAAGUAAUUUAUAAUCUUUAAAUGUUUUAAAAUGUGGAGCAAAUAAGUCGGGACACACAAAAAGGUCUCAAAUAUGGGACUCAGGAAACAUGGGACUUCUGCUAAACUAGAUUUCACAGACUCAUACAUAAUUUUUGUUUGUCUGAAUGCAGCGAUUUGUAUAGCACAGUAAAUUAGUAUUUUUUCAAACAGAACAGAUAUAUUCAAAAUAUGAAUAUAUAUAUAUAUAUAUAUAUAU
This is a messenger RNA of Xyrauchen texanus (razorback sucker), 1897 nucleotides long. RefSeq names its product succinate--CoA ligase [GDP-forming] subunit beta, mitochondrial-like. The transcript is spliced from 12 exons. Bases 110 to 1408 code for a protein of 432 amino acids. The record is from RefSeq and is a predicted model, not a curated record. Gene Ontology annotation, molecular function: ATP binding; succinate-CoA ligase (GDP-forming) activity. Gene Ontology annotation, biological process: tricarboxylic acid cycle; succinyl-CoA metabolic process. Gene Ontology annotation, cellular component: mitochondrion; succinate-CoA ligase complex. NCBI's taxonomy places the organism in Eukaryota, Metazoa, Chordata, Actinopteri, Cypriniformes, Catostomidae.